Mugil cephalus (flathead mullet) is the source of this 4052-nucleotide messenger RNA. RefSeq names its product guanylate cyclase 2g (gene gucy2g). The record is from RefSeq and is a predicted model, not a curated record. The transcript is spliced from 22 exons. Gene Ontology annotation, cellular component: membrane. Gene Ontology annotation, molecular function: guanylate cyclase activity; ATP binding; peptide receptor activity. Gene Ontology annotation, biological process: protein phosphorylation; intracellular signal transduction; receptor guanylyl cyclase signaling pathway. Bases 1 to 3396 code for a protein of 1131 amino acids. Lineage: Eukaryota; Metazoa; Chordata; Actinopteri; Mugiliformes; Mugilidae.
AUGUCAGUGAUGCUGAGGGUGGUUUAUUGCUCUGGCGUGAGCCCCACACUGGUGCUCUGCUUCACACUCGCCUUCACGGCCGCCUCUAUCAUCACAAAUGGCACCAAUGGGUCUCAAGCUCACAAGCUGCUCAUUGGCUUCCAGGCUCCCUGGAACACGUCCUUCCCCUUCAGCGCCCUGCGCCUGGGCUCAGCCAUACAGAUAGCCGUGGAGAAGGUGAACAGCAACCCCUCCUUCCUGGGGAACUACAGUCUGGAUUUUGUGUACAAGGACACAGACUGCAAUCCCAAGGAGUCCCUGGGAGGAUUCAUCCACCAGGUGUGGAAGGAAAACGUGUCUGCGCUGUUUGGUCCGGCGUGUCCCGAAGAGGCCGAGGUCACUGGUCUCAUCGCAUCAACGUGGAACAUCCCCAUGUUUGGCUUCGUGGGACAGUCCUCCAAAAUGGACAACGCCGACGUCUACGAUUCCUACAUCAAAAUCGUGCCCCCCAUCAAACGGAGCGCCGAGGUGCUGGUGAAGACCCUGGGGUUCUUCGGGUGGAUGCACGUGGCCAUGAUCGGAGGGGGGCUGGAGACAAACACCUGGGACAAGGUGGACGCUUUGUGGAAAACCAUAGAGAACCCACUGAGGGCCAAUUUCAAGCUGACGGCGGCCGUUAAGUUUGACACCAACAAUCCUCUGCUGGUUCGCCAAAAUGUUAAGUACAUCUCAACAGUGGCCAGAGUCAUUGUGGUGCUGACAAACAGGGAGGACUCCAUGUCUCUGCUGCUGGAGGCCGAGCGUCAGGGUCUGAUGAACGGCGACUACGUCUUCUUCCUGGUGCAGCAAUUUGAGGAUAACUUGUGGAAAUAUUCCCUGAACAGCAGGAUGAACCAAGCUGCCAUCAGAGCCUUCGACAUGGUCUUCAUCAUCGGGCAGAAAUCCUACGAUGGCUACGAGUACUACGACUUCUUUGAGCAAGUUUUUCAGCGUCUAAAGGGACAUCCAUUUCGGAGUAACCUGACAUCAGAAAAAGAGGUCAGCCCCUACGCGGCAUAUCUGCAUGACGCGGUGCUUAUGUACGCGAUGGGACUGAAGGAAGUCCUGAAAGAUGGACAAGAUCCUCAUGAUGGCCGGCAGCUUCUGCAGAGAUUGAAAAACACCAACGGCAUCCGAUUUUAUGGUGCUUCUGGUCUUGUUCACUUUGACAAAGAGGGGGAGAGAAAUUUGGACUAUUCCAUUUAUGACCUACAGCACACGAGAGACACCACCAAAUUUGUACCAAUCCUCCAUUUUGACAGUCACACAAAAGUUGUCCGACCAACAUCUAGGUUUGCAUCUAUCAUGUGGCCGAAAGGAAGACCUCCUCCUGAUGCGCCAGAAUGUGGAUUCAACAAUGAACUCUGUCAAUGGCUGAUUAAUGACAUCGCUCUGCUGGCUCUGCUCGUGACCUUCCCCGUCAUCGGUGUGCUGGCGGUUUUGUGCAUCGGGGUCCUCAUGCUGCAGAAGUUACGACUCCAGACGAAACUGGACGACUCCUGCUGGUGGAUGAUCAACUACUGCGACAUCACCAUCAUCAGGGAGCCCUCAGGAACUCAUGCUUUAUCUCUCAGCACUACAGGUAGUCAGAGUGGGAGUGGAAGCUCUCAGUCCAAUUUUUCCAGCUACAGCUACGACCUGAGGGACAAGUCAGGCAAAGAAAAUGUCUACACCACCAUAGGUCUCUACCAGGGUAAUCAAGUGGCUAUCAAGUACAUGAAGGACCACGUCACCAGAAAUUUCCAGAAGCCUUCAAUCAUCGCUGAGUUUAAUUUGCUCAAAGAGAUGAAGCAUGAGAACUUGGUGCAGUUCUUUGGCGUGUGCAUCGAGCCCCCGAACACCUGUUUGGUCACCCAGUACUGCAAGAAAGGCAGUCUGAAGGAUGUUCUGAAGGCUUCAGACGUUGAGCUCGACGGGAUGUUCAAGCUGUCCUUUGCAUAUGACAUUGUCAAUGGGAUGGAGUUCAUUCACAAGAGUAAUCUAAAGUUUCACGGGAACCUGAAACCCAGCACGUGUCUGGUGGACAGCCGACUGCAAAUCAAACUCUCCGGCUUUGGACUGUGGGAGUUUAAAUACGGGAACAGAAACAAGAUCAUGGAAAACUCCAACUAUGAAGAGAUGUACUGGACAGCCCCCGAGCUUCUGAGACAGGUCGGGCCACCUGUCUUUGGAACCCCCAAAGGUGACAUCUACAGCUUUGCCAUCAUCAUGUGGGAACUCAUGUACAGCUCUAAGGCUGGUCCAUUUCAAGACAUCAAUUUAGACCCCAAAGAGAUUGUUAUGCAGCUGAGGGCCCCUUUCCAAGGAGAACCCCUACGACCAGUGCUGUCCGAUCAGCUUUGCGAUGAGAACAUCAACGCCCUGCUGAGGGCUUGCUGGAGUGAAAACCCUGACGUUCGGCCCCCAUUUGGGUCCAUACGGAGAAGGCUGAGGGACGCCAGUCCAGACAGUCAUGCAAAUAUACUAGAUAAUAUGUUGGAGAAGUUGGAGAAGUAUGCAAAUCACCUGGAGGAGGUGGUGGAGGAGAGGACCAAUCAGCUCACAGUGGAGAAGGCCCGCACUGACAAGCUUCUCUCCAGCAUGUUACCAAGGUACAUUGCAGAUCAGCUGAUGGCAGGAAAGUCGGUGGAGCCGCAAAGCUACGAGCUGGUGACUGUCUUCUUCUCUGACAUUGUGGGCUUCACCUCCAUGUGCUCAGUCAGCUCUGCACUGGAGGUGGUAACGUUCCUCAACGACCUCUACAGUCUCUUUGAUGACAUCAUCAAGAUGUACGAUGUCUACAAAGUGGAAACAAUAGGUGAUGCUUACAUGGUAGCCAGUGGUCUACCGAUCAGCAAUGGCACCAAACACGCUCUGGAGAUAUCCACGAUGGCGCUACACUUCCUGAAAGCUAUUCAGGUCUUCAGAAUCCGUCACAUGCCCACGGAGAGCCUGGCAAUUCGCGUUGGGAUACACUCAGGUCCAGUGGUUGCUGGAGUGGUUGGCACAACCAUGCCUCGCUACUGUCUCUUUGGGGACACAGUGAACAUGGCUUCUCGAAUGGAAAGUAACAGCUUACCCCUGAAGAUUCACAUAUCCCAGUCCACAGCAGACAUUCUUGUCCAGGCUGGAUCGUUUGAACUGGAAGACCGAGGGGAAAUUGAGAUGAAGGGUAAAGGCUACCAUAAGACCUACUGGCUACUGAAUAAAGCUGGAUUCAACCCCCCUCUUUAUAUCAACAGCUCUCCGCCAGCCCACACCCUCACUGUAUCAACUGAGGUACAACCAGUCAACAGAGACAAGAAACCAGGAGGGGCCAAAAUUUUGGACAAAAGGGCUCAGAAACUUCCAGCCAAAGCUCCCGCAACAGAAUCCAUGAUGCCUGCAGUGAACGUUUAAAGGGCAAGAGGUGAACGGGCAGGAAAAUCUGGAAAUUUCACAUCAUGUCAAGCAAAACAAGGUUGUUUCACACAUUUGCCAAGAGGAACACAAAAUGUGGAUGGAGACAAGCGGGAAAACACAAAACGCUGACUUCAAGAGAAGUAAACGGGGCCUUGAGCUUGAAAUAAGCUGUUUGGUAUUUGUUAAUAUAUACAACGAAGGACAGAUUGAUUGAAUUGUUAUUUGUAGCUCUUAUUUUGCACCUACGAGUUGCCUAAAUCAACUUUUCUUUCGCAAAGGGAACAUUUCUGUUGGCUAUUUAUUCUCACAACAGCUGUUUCUUGAUAAUAUCUGUCAUGCAGCGGAGCACAGUUUGGAUUAGAAAAAAAUAAAUUAAUGUUUUUUUUUAUGUAUUUGAGUCAUGUAAGUCACAAAUGCCUAUAAACUGUAAAAUUACAGCCUCAAUUGUUAAUAUAAUUAGAAAAGAAAGUUUUAACUGGAAAAGAGGAAUAUUUAAACUUUCACUAAUGAUGGGUGACAUCAGAAUAUUUAAUUCACGACAGGGACAUCUGAAUCCCUUAGAAGUGAAUGGGUGUGCCUUUUUUUAAAAAAUUAUUAUUUCAUUUUAUAAAAAUGUAUCUGACUCGCUGCUGUAAUAAACAAUAAAUCCCUAC